Molecule: messenger RNA, 462 nt
Organism: Daldinia childiae
Lineage: Eukaryota; Fungi; Ascomycota; Sordariomycetes; Xylariales; Hypoxylaceae
Product: Ubiquitin-40S ribosomal protein S27a
Exons: 2
Coding region: 1-462 (153 amino acids)
Biological process (GO): modification-dependent protein catabolic process; translation; protein ubiquitination
Cellular component (GO): cytoplasm; nucleus; ribosome
Molecular function (GO): ubiquitin protein ligase binding; protein tag activity; structural constituent of ribosome
Source: RefSeq, a predicted model, not a curated record
AUGCAGAUUUUCGUCAAGACCCUCACGGGCAAGACUAUCACCCUCGAGGUGGAGUCUAGCGACACCAUCGACAAUGUCAAGUCUAAGAUUCAGGACAAGGAGGGAAUCCCCCCUGACCAACAGCGAUUGAUCUUCGCCGGCAAGCAGCUCGAGGAUGGCCGAACCCUCUCCGACUACAACAUCCAGAAGGAGAGCACCCUCCACCUUGUGCUCCGCCUCCGUGGUGGUGCCAAGAAGCGCAAGAAGAAGGUCUACACUACACCCAAGAAGAUUAAGCACAAGCGCAAGAAGACCAAGUUAGCUGUGCUUAAGUACUACAAGGUCGACGGUGAUGGAAAGAUCGAGCGUCUCCGCCGCGAGUGCCCUGCCGAGACCUGCGGUGCUGGUGUCUUCAUGGCUGCUAUGCAGGACCGACAGUACUGUGGCCGAUGCCACCUUACCUACGUCUUCGACAAGCAGUAA